This is a messenger RNA of Amphibalanus amphitrite, 1326 nucleotides long. RefSeq lists its product as uncharacterized. Bases 135 to 1085 code for a protein of 316 amino acids. The record is from RefSeq and is a predicted model, not a curated record. NCBI's taxonomy places the organism in Eukaryota, Metazoa, Arthropoda, Thecostraca, Balanomorpha, Balanidae. The transcript has 4 exons.
UCCGCGGGGGCCGCUGAACCCGUGCGGCACUCCGCGGGGGCCGCUGAACCCCUGCGGCACACCGCGAGGGCCGCUGAACCCCUGCGGCACUCCGCGGGGGCCGCCGACUACCCGCCGCGGCAGGCCGCGGGACUAUGGUGUGGCCCGGAGCCGGACGCGCGCCGGCCGCCGCCGGUGCUCGGCGGCGCCGACGCUCCGCUGGUGGUGUCUGUGGCAGCCGGAUGGCGCGCGGCCGGCGAGCAGGCGCCGCUGCGCGCCCUGCGGCUCGCCUCGCCACACUCGGCACGGACUGGGUGGCGCCGUCCACGUGCGUGCUGCUCGAGCGAGAGGAGGGCGCCGCUGGCGGGCUCCGCCCCGGACUGACGGUGGCUGUGGCCGACGGCCGUCCGCUGGCGAUCGCCGGGGUCACCGUCCUGUCAGAGUUCGGGAGGUGUGAGCUGUUUGGCGAUCACGGCGAGUACCUGGCCACCGAGGACGCCCGCCUCGAGGAGGCCGUGGACGACACGGAAGUGCGCUGUCUGCGGCACCGCUGCCGCCCGCCCGUCCGCCAGCUCACUCUGCAGUGUGUGAGCGCGGCCGGCCGCCGCCAGCUGUGGCUCUACGGCCUGGAGGUGGAGCUGGAGCCGGCCGCCGCCCGGACAGCGUUCUCGCUGCCGGCGGUGCUGGCCCGGCUGCACGCGCAGCAGGCGCCGCUCUCGGAGGGAGCCGAGCUGGCGCUGCGCGCCGCGCUGGCCGGCUCCGGGCCGGCGCCGCCCGGCCGAACCGCGCUGGCCGCCGGCUGCCGGACACCGGCAGGGGAGCCGGCCGAAGGCGGGAGUCGGGGCGGCGCGGAGCCGGCCGGUGCUGAGGGGGGACAUGGGCCGGGACCGGCCGUGGUGGAGCGGUGCCUGGACCGCAGCUGUGUGGCGGCGAUUGAGCAGAGACUUUGGCAGAGGAUCGGGCCCCGACUGGAGCGGAUCGAGCGCCAACAGGACGCGAUCCUGGCGGCGCUCCACCGACUGGGCCGGGCGGUGUCGGCCCGGGAAGCGGCUCCCGACAUCGGGUCGGAGGACCGGGCCGGUUCCGACAGGCUUGGCCGACAGUGAUUAGUGUGACGCACGCGAAACUGUGAAUUAAUUAAUCGCAAUUCGCAACUAGUUGUGUUGAGGCAGGAAGCCGUCUGAACGGACCGAGUCACGCCUCUUCCACCGACGCAUUAAAGAUGAACAUAUUCAUCUGCGAACCAAAACCGAGGAUACUCAAUGACUUGAUUGCUUUCUUCUUUCCUUAGAAGGCGAGCAGUACAUGAAAUGCACGCGAGAUGUGAACAAGGUUGAAUCGUCUUUC